This is a messenger RNA of Mercenaria mercenaria, 4737 nucleotides long. RefSeq lists its product as uncharacterized. NCBI's taxonomy places the organism in Eukaryota, Metazoa, Mollusca, Bivalvia, Venerida, Veneridae. Gene Ontology annotation, biological process: CENP-A containing chromatin assembly; chromosome segregation. Bases 610 to 1218 code for a protein of 202 amino acids. The transcript is spliced from 9 exons. The record is from RefSeq and is a predicted model, not a curated record.
UAUGCGUAAAUACACAUGCGGAAGGAAAACGGCGGUUGUUUUGUUUUGCGAAAAAUGAAAAAUAAUUUUUAGUUACAAAAACAAGAAUAAUGGAGUUGUCUGUUUUGAAAAAAAGCAUCGUAAAGCUCAAGUCUGACGAGGUCUUUAAUGUUUUAAAUAGAUGGUCUUUCUUGAAAAAGGAGGAAGUUCAAGAUGUGCGAGAAUUGUUGGCUUCAAAGUCAAAACAGUCUAAACAAUCUUUGGCACUAGAAGUAGCCAAUGUUUGUUGUAACAAAGGUGAUUUGACAAUGGACAAAGUUGGAGAGCUGGAACUGCUUUGUUUACAAAUGUAUUCUACAAAAAAGACAGUGGAGUGCCUAUCAUCUCUCGGAGAAACAAGGUUCUUCAUCUUUUGCUGAUGUCAAUAACUCUCCAUCUAAGUUAAGGACUCGGUUAAUAAAACAGAUCAAGAACUAUUUUCACAAGGGUUGCAGCGUAUCAUUACUGUUACGCGAGGGCUUGCUGUGGGGACGUUUGUAUCUUCCAAAUUCAAAGAAGAAAGGUUACCAGCCGACACAAUGUUUAUACUUCAUUUACUACCCGCAAUCUCCUGUCAUUAUCUUCAGCGGCAUGAAGGCAGCAUUUGCAGAAUUUGUUUCACAGUGCUUUGUGGUGGCCCUGGGUUAUAAACAGUUAACAGAGCUCAGUUUGACAGGACACCAUUACCCUUCUUUGGCGGAACUUGCAAUGGACAAGUUUUCUGAGGGUGGAUAUACAAAGUAUCAACAGACACACAGAUUGGGUGGACCUCUCAGUGAUGUCACAUCCAGGAAAAGAAAAGCGCAGGUAGUGAUUGAAAAUGACAAGCUUACAGAUACAAACAGAGAACAGAAGCGAAGAAGAUUGGAGAUUCUAGACGAGAAUUUCAGUGAAAAUGUGCAACCUACCUUAGAGAAAGUGGAGUACAGGGUCGAAUUGCCAUACAGAAACAAAGAAAUUGUACCAGAAUUGAAAAACGAUGGCAAUUUGCUACACAGCCGAGUGCGUUUCCGUGGAACUAGUGUACUGGAAGGACUAAGAAAUCUUGCAGCAGCUUCUUAUGCCACUGUGCCUUUACCAAAACAUUUAACAUGCAUUUCAUCAAGAGCUAGGAACACCUUUUUAUUAGCAAAACCACAAAAAACUGUAAAUACAUCAUCACAAAAUGUGACUCACAAUCAGACAAAACAUGGGAAGUAGAGGGAAGACGUAUUUGGUGCAUUUUACUAAACGAUAAUUUUAAAAGACUUUCAAUAUACUGGAAAAAUGUGUAGUUUCUUGAUAUGAACAUGUACAACAAUAUGUUUGAAUCAUGAGAAGCUAAAAUGUUUUAUAUGAACAUGACCAAUAUUCAGUAAAUAUACUAGCUAUCAUCAUCAGAGUCACAAAAAUGGUUUUGCUAAGUACAUUCAGUAUAAUUAUGAGGUAAGACUAAAAAGUUCAAAACUGACAUGAUAUUAAGACAAAUUUUAGACUUUAUUUUAUCGAUGUUUCUGUGCUAUGCCUUUUUUCAAAAUAAACAAGUAAAAUGGAAGUUCUAAAAAAUAUAACUAAAAAAAUAUAAGAUUUCAUACAUUUGAUAAACUCUUCACAUUGCCUAGUCAACAAAAUAUCGAAAUGAAUUUUGGCAAAACUGUAAUGUAUAAUCUGAGAUACAAGUAUUUUCUAUGGAAAUUAUAAAGAAACAGGUGUUAGAAAAUGGCGAUAUUACUUGUUAUCCAUCAAUCAUCUAACAAUAUUUUGGAAUUCAAGCUAUUUGGUUGAAAUGUUUCUUUACUUAUAUAUUUAAUUUAAGAAGUGUCUUUACAUAAGUGAUUAAUGUCACCAGUCCUGUUAUUUUAUCUAUUGGUUUAAGUGAAAAGUCAUUUAUAUCAUGAUUUUGUACAGUAUAAUGCAAAGCUAUAUUUGAAAAAUAGGGCAGACCGGUAGAUUUUUAUACGCCCAUUUCUGAAAGAGUGGGGCGUAUUAUGUGAACACCCGUAGUGAGCAGCAGGCGGGCGGCGUCCAAAGCAUGCCUGCUCUGUAAGUCAAAACAGUUUUCAUCCGAUCUUCACCAAACUUGCUGACAAUGUUUGUGGGCAUAAUAUCUCGACCAAGUUCAAUAAUCAACCAAAUCGCCCCAGGCACUCUUGGAUUAUGACCCUUGAAUUACUCUAAAAACUUUGAAUUUAGCCUCUUGGAUUAUGGCCCUUGAAUUACUCGAAAAACUGCGAAUUUAGCCUUGUCUGCUGUCUAAGUCGAACAGUUUUCAUCUGAUCUUCACCAAACUUGCUGAUAAUGUUUGUGGGGAUAAUAUCUCGGCCAAGUUCAAUAACCAACCAAAUCGCCCCAUGCACUCUUGGAUUAUGACCCUUGAAUUACUCUAAAAACUUCGAAUUUAGCCUCUUGGAUUAUGGCCCUUGAAUUACUCGAAAAACUGCGAAAUUUAGCCUUGUCUGCUCUCUAAGUCGAACAGUUUUCAUCUGAUCUUCACCAAACUUGCUGACAAUGUUUGUGGGCAUAAUAUCUCGGCCAAGUUCAAUAUCCACCCAAAUCGCCCCAGGCACUCUUGGAUUAUGACCCUUGAAUUACUCUAAAAACUUCGAAUUUAGCCUUUUCCACUCUCUAAGUUGAACAGAUACGAUCUUCACCAAACUUAAAUUUUUGCAAUAUUUUUUAUAUUUCGUAAAUUAUUUUCAACUUGCAGAAAAGAUUAGUAUAUAUUGGCAAUAAAAGUAAAACUGGAAACACAUUUCCAUUGUUGUAUUUUGUAAUAUUGUUACAUCAUAGUUUUUAAACCUUUUUAGCUCACCAGAAAAAGAAGUACUUUUUACAGAAAUGUGUCAUAGUCUCAACAUUAAUUAUGCAGAUUUUUCUUAUGUACUAGAGCUAAAUAUAGAAAUAUCUUCAAACAUUUUCUGCUGAAUUAUUAGUUUGCUUUUAAAAUAAUUUCAUGGGGACCCUUCUAUCAAAAUUGUUCAUAUUCAUCUGAUUUGCUAUAAAAAAUGCCAACCAGAGCUAAAAAAAAAUUAAAGAGAAAAACCUUCAAACAUCAUUGUUUCAUAAACCACUGAUAGGAUUGAAAUCAAUUUUCAGAAUUGUUCCUUCUGUGACCCUAUACCUUAAAGAUGUUAAAAUUCUGGAACUUUUAUGAUGCUUUAGUAUGUUUGCUGAACUUUAAAAGAGGAAAAAUUAAGCCACGCCAUGAGAAAACCAACAUAGUGCGUUUGCGACCAGCAUGGAUCCAGACCAGCCUGCGCAUCCGCGCAGUCUGGUCAGGAUCCAUGCUGUUUGCUUUCAAAGUCUAUUGCAAUUAGAGAAACCGUUAGCGAACAGCAUGGAUCUUGACCAGACUGCGCGGACACGCUAUGUUGGUUUUCUCAUAGCACAGCUCAAUUAUGUUUCUGAUAUUUUUAUGAUCUUUCAGAUUUUAUUGAAUUAAGUAUGAUAUAUAUUAUUACAACUUUAGUUGAAGAGUUUUUAGCUUUACUUUGUACAUAUUUUGCAUACUUAGUAAGCAUGAUCAUCCAAUUUUUAUGAGAACAUUUUAUUGUCAUGCAGUUUGAAAUCAGUUAAAGUCUUCUCCCUGUAAAUUGUACUUUUAUCAUUCAGUUGUAUUAAUGGUACAGUAUUUUGUGUAUCAUUUUAUUAAGUACUUUAUUUUUAAGUACUCUUUUACCUUACAUGAAAUAUAAUGUUAAUAUAGGACUAGAAAACAGGCUGUUAAUGUACACUUUUUCAGUAACAUCUUUUCUGAAUUUAAGGCUAUAUAUAAAGAACUAAACAGAUUGGUAAUAGGGACCUUUAAAACAUUGUAAGUAAACAUGUAUCUUGACUAGAUUUGAAUUUUUAAUAGCAUAAAUUUCAAUUUUAGUUGUAAAUUUCAACCAUUUUGGUGGUGAGUGAGUGACACCUUAAAGUUAUUUAUUGACAUAUCUUAAUAAAACUCUUAGGAUAUCUUAGCAUAAAAGCACCAUUUUCUGGUAAAAGAAUUGUAGAAUUAACCUUUAGCCUGCUGGCGGCAGAAGAUUCUGCCUUUGCGACCAGUGCAGACCAAGCUCAGCCUGCACAUCCGUGCAGGCUGAUCAUGGUCUGCACUGUUCGCUAUUCAGUCAGUAAAUUUUCAGCUAACACCCCUUUGAAUAAUAAGUGUUACUGCCCACAUUGAAUGAUGGACCAGUCCAUUUUAAAAAUUGAGCAGGCUAAAGGUUAAAAAAUAUAUAUAUACAAAAUUGUUCAUAGGUCAGAAUUUUACAUGGAAAAAAACCCAUAUUUUUUAGCCAUAAAGUUGACACCAUGGAACAUUUUAAAAGUUAAAAGUUUCUUCUGUCAGCCCUAGAGAUCUUUAGAUUGUUGUUUAACUUGUAUCAAUUUCUUGCAAAACAAGUAGAAAUUCUAAAAUAAAAACGCCACACACUGCAUUUUUUUAUCAAGUGUUUACCCAACUUAGCCAGCAGGAAAUCUUUAGUCACUCUGUAGUUAAUGCCCUUAAGUUACUCAGAAUUGCAAAAAAUACGGGCACUAAACCAGAUUGUUACCCCUGAUGACGCGCAGACUGUAGCCAUGGUAAUAUGAAAGUUUACUUGGUUUUAAAUUGUCAUUGACAUAAGACAGUAAAAGGAUCUAGUCUUGUGGACACAUAUAUAGUUUGUUCAGGUGGUCUUCAGACGAAAUUUACAUGACUUGUGUGAUAGACCCAUUGAUUAUACUUUAAUAUUGUUAAUAAACAUUGUUGUUCAA